AAGGACCUUCCCCUAGAGCCGACAGAGAAAGCCUUCCUCUGAAGCUGAAUCCCUGAGUUUGGACUUGUAGCUUCCCAUAUUGUGAUAGAAUUCAUUCCUGUUUGUUAAAGCCUUGCAUCUGUGGUAUUUCUCUUAUAGCAGCACUAGAUAACUAAGACACAGCUUCCAUUGUUAGCAAAAUUUGAAUGUUAUGUAGAAAAUGCAGUUAGUGAAUUUUAUAUUUUUUUAUACCUUUUAAUGUUAUAUUAAAGUAUAAGUUUGUUUUGUUUUAAUAUGGUAAUUUUCCUGCUGUUUUCCUUUUGAUUCAAAGGUCUUAUUCAUACUUCAUUGAAGUGUCCAUGGAUGAACUUGACUGGAUCAGAGUGAUCGAUCAUUCACAAUAUCUGUGUCGUUCUUGGCAAAAAUUGUAUUUUCCAGCCCGUGUCUGCAGGUAUAUCCGAAUAGUUGGGACUCACAACACAGUGAACAAGAUUUUCCACAUUGUGGCUUUUGAAUGUAUGUUUACAAACAAAACCUUCACUCUCGAGAAGGGGCUGAUUGUUCCCACGGAGAAUGUUGCAACAAUUUCUGAUUGUGCCAGCGUUAUUGAAGGUGUCAGUCGGAGCAGAAAUGCCUUGCUAAAUGGAGACACCAAAAAUUAUGAUUGGGAUUCUGGCUACACGUGUCAUCAGCUAGGCAGCGGUGCGAUUAUGGUUCAGCUGGCACAGCCAUACAUGAUCGGGUCAAUACGGUUAUUACUUUGGGACUGUGAUGAUCGAAGCUAUAGCUACUACGUUGAGGUUUCUACCAACCAGCAACAGUGGACCAUGGUGGCUGAUAGAACUAAAGUCUCCUGCAAGUCCUGGCAGUCAGUAACUUUUGAAAGACAGCCUGCCACCUUCAUCCGAAUUGUUGGAACACACAACACAGCAAAUGAGGUGUUCCACUGUGUCCACUUUGAGUGUCCAGAGCAGCAGAGUGGCCAGAAGGAGGAAAACGGCGAGGACCCAGGGACAGGGGACACCAGCCUGGCAGGCCCUCGGAGCCCAAUGGCUGACAAGGUUGGGAGACAGCAGAGCUGAGUGGAAGAGUUGAUGAGGAGCCUUGCUGGCCCACAGCUAGGAGGGUCCCCAGGAGCCCGAAGGGUCCUCGCCAGCAGAAGGUGGAGGCCAACCUGGUGGAAACUGUUGGCGGGGGCAGAGGCAGCUGAGGGGCAUACUUCCCCCCGGGACAGCCCCAAGGUGCCACGCCAGUGAGGGCACAGCCCGAGGUGUGAUGGUGUCCAGACUGAAGUGAGAAAAGGCCCGUCCUCAUCAGAGAGAGACUGGUGGGUGCUCCUACCCUCUGGCCCUUUACCACGACGCUUGUCAAAAUGUGAAAGGGGAGCACCUUUGUAACCUCCACCCAGGUCAAGAAAUAGAACCUUGCCAGAACCCCUGCCCUUCAUUGUAGAUUAUUGUUUGGGGACCUU
Messenger RNA from Trichechus manatus latirostris (Florida manatee), 1450 nucleotides. RefSeq names its product BTB/POZ domain-containing protein 9. NCBI's taxonomy places the organism in Eukaryota, Metazoa, Chordata, Mammalia, Sirenia, Trichechidae. Bases 339 to 1061 code for a protein of 240 amino acids. Gene Ontology annotation, biological process: circadian behavior; modulation of chemical synaptic transmission; adult locomotory behavior. Gene Ontology annotation, cellular component: cytoplasm. The transcript has 7 exons. The record is from RefSeq and is a predicted model, not a curated record.